AUGUGGAGGUUUUCAAUAAUCGCUAGACCCUCGUGAGUUCAAUUGAAUUUUUAAUAGGUAAAAACUAAAUUUUGCAGAAUAGUAAAUAAAAUUUCGAUAAAAUCGUUGAGGAAUGCAUUAAAGCAUACGGACACAAGAUUGACUAGAUUUCAAGCACCGGAAAUCAACAGACAAGAUGUUCCGAUUCGUGAAGUGUAAGUUUUACUUUUGAAAUCCUUAUUUUUAAAUACACGGCAUUUUCAGAUUUUCAUUUGACGAUUUCGGACUUCUUUCAACACGCUCAGCAUCUAUAGAAACACUAGAAAGUGAAAAGACAUUUUUAGACCAAAUUUUGAAAAAUGACACAUUUAUUAUUCCAACUACAAUCGAUCAGAAAGAAGUAUUCGGAUAUGAUCAAGCAUUGGAAAUGUUUGCAGAAGGAGCAGAUUUAGAAUUAUUAGCAGAAGAUUUAGCAUCUAUAGAGGAAUCAAGCUCUUCGACAACUUCUAUUGUCACUCCAAAAAAAUCAGUUCGUGAAGAAAAGUUGGAAAAAGACGAAGAAGAAGAAGAAUCAUUGUUCAAAAUCCCGAAGAAAGCUCAAGCUUUAGAUCAAUUUAUGAUAUAUCCAGAAAUCAUUCCAAAUCAACAAUUUACUAGCCAAUGGACAGAAAAACAGCUAGAAGAUAUGACACAUAUUCCAACAACUAGUAAAGAAUCGAUUAAAGUUGUUGAAAAAUUCGAACUUUCUCUUGAAGUUCUUGAAGGAAUGAUGGACAAUAAAUCAAUAUCUGAAAUCGAGCAAGAGCUGAAAAAUGGAGAAUGGCCUGAAUAUUUGUUUGAAGAUCGAAAAUUAAUUGCAAGAUCCAAUCGAGUUUUGAGAUAUAUUGUGAAAGAAAUGGAAAGUUUAGAAGCCAUCGAAAUUAUUUUGAGCACUUUGUGAGUUUCCGAUAAAUUUAGAAAUAAAAAUAUAUUUGUAAAUUUUAAAUUUUCAGCGCAAAGAAAAGUAUGCUUUCUGUUAUUUCUGAUGACAUCAUUCUUCAUUUGACCACAAGAUUUUCAAAAGUUCUACCACCGCGGCAAACAAUCGAUAAACUUGAAUAUUUGACAACUCUAUGUUGCAGCAAAGAAUGUGAGUUUUUAUUUUUCAAAAUAUAUAUUUUUUUUCAUUUAUCCGAACGUUUUGUAGUGAAACCUGCCAAACUGCUAAUUCAACAAUCGCUAGAAGAAUUAUACAAUGAACUACUGCAAAAAGAUCCGAAGAUUGGCAAAGAUUUAUUAACUAUCUGCUCAAAAUUGAAUUUCGACAAAUCAGCUGAAAUAUUUCUGCGAGUUCUCGCUGAAAAUGCGACACAUUUUGACAAAGAUUUUGAAACUUGGAAGAUGUUCUCGCUUAAAUAUGGAAGUACAUCGGGUGUUAGAAGUUUCUGGAAAUUAGUGCUAAAAUCAGAGGAAAAUGGUGGAAAGAAGAGGAUUAAUGAAAUUUUGAAUCAUUCGAAUAAAAGCGAUCAUCCAUUUUCAACGAUGGCUAGAAUUAUUUGUACUUUUGUUGAGAUGAAUCAAAUGGAAAGAGCUAUCGAGGUUUUCAAAUUGAUUUCGGUUUCUGGAAGACAUUUUAGAAAUCCACUUUUGGAAUGGGUUGAUGAGGUUAGUUUGUAAACUUAUUAUUUAGAAUAUUUAUUUGUAAAUGAAUUUCAAAAAUAAAAAAUAGAUCACGUUUCUCACGUGUUUUUUUUUCAUUAAAAAAUGUGAGCGAAAUAAUGUUAAGCCUAAUUUGGAACACAAGAAUGAAAUGACCGGUUUCCGCCGGUCUUCAUUUUCACACCGAAAAUAACUAUGGAGCUACGUUAGAAAACUCUUGGUCUAUGAGAAAAGUCUAUCUGGGACAUACCUCGUCUAGGAAUCAAAAAACUAGAGAUUCUGUAAAUUAUUUCGAAAAAUUGGGUGAUGACCUCAUCCAGUGCAAGAUCCAAAUGUAUUUUACACCGUUUGAGAAAAAAAAUCAAGUCACAAAAAAUCACACAACAAAAACAAAAUUAAAAAAAGGAUAGAAAAUAAAAAUACAAAACAUAAUUUCAGCUUCAUUGUUACUAUCAUCAAGCAACUUUUUGAUGAAAUAACUUUUUUCAUUUUCAAAUCAUUUUUUCACCAACUUGGUGGAUUUUUUUGAAAUUUUUAAGGGAGGGGGUCAUGACAAAUGAAAAUUUCUGAGAGGAGGAGGUCAUGACAUUUAGGGUGCUAUGAGCGAAGAUGCCAUGUAUGUCACCAAGAUACUUGUCCAUAUCCACAAAACACCCAAAAUAGUCCCCUUCUUGUCUCAAAAUUCUAACAACCUUUAGAAACAACACAUGCCUAAUUCAUAUUUCAAAAAAAAAAGAAAUAUUAUUUCUACCGACCUUAAAGUUUUUAAUUAAAAGAUUCUAAAACUUCCUUUCAAAAGCAUCCUCGAUUCAAAUGCAAAUAAGUUUGAAAAAUUUCGAACUCUACAGAACUCCCUCAGACUAAAAGUUCACUAUUCAAUCGAACCCAAAAAAAGAACUAACCUUUGAAAUUUCGAUCGUUCCUCGAUCAUCUCAUCGCUCAAAAUUGGUGUAAAAUCAUCUCGAAUAGUUUCAUCCACGGCCAAUCUGAAAAAUAUGUUCAAUUUAAUGAAACUUUUGGUUUUUUAUUGAUUGAAAACGCUAAAGAUUCCAAAAUGUGGGCGUCCAUACGAGAGAGAAGAGACAAAAAGAGAGUGAAAUCGCGCGUGAUCUACAGUGAUCUACAGUGACAGUGAUUUAAACACUUGCGGGACUAGGUUAGGAAUUUUUUAAUUUAACAAAAAAAAUAAUUUCGCGGUGUUUUAGUUAAAAAAUAACAAAUAACCGAGAGUUUUCUUAAAGAAAGGUGUGAAUAUUGGAAAGCUCUGUAGGCAAUAGACCUAAGGUGGUAGUCAGAUGAUUAUUUUUGGUUUCAGUUUUGGGAUAACAUUUAAAAUCUAUAGAAUCUCUAGUUUUUUGUGAAUUAGAGAUUCUAUAGAUUUCAAAUUGUAUCACAAAACUGCAAUCCAAAUCCAAAAACCUAGAUUAUAAUCGAUUAUGCUUAAUCUUCAACAAGCCCCAAUUUUUUCAGAACAAUCUGGAAUGUAUCGAAAGACUUGCUCAACUCGUUGAAGAUGGAAUGAUUGCAGAGAGACGCAGAACAACGAAAAAGAAGAUAGUCGACGAGAACAAAACCGACAAAAAAAGCGAGGUGAGUGCCAUACCUAGUUAGUAUAGUGGGAAAAAGGGCUGCCUAUCAAUCUCAAGGUGUCGGGUUCGAAUCCCCACCGAUGUUGCAGUCGUUCAGUAGCGCAAGCAAUUGUUUCUAUCGGCUUGCACUUAAUCGUGAACUGCGAAAUUGAGCUGGAUCGGAGUCAAGCGGUACAUUAUUUUCAGUAUAGUGUGUUGUUCAAGAUCUGAUGUACAAUUUUCAAUUUUUUUCCUAUAUUAAAAACAGAAAAAGUUAUCUCAAAAUAAAUAUUAUUAUUACAGGUUCCUUCAACUUUGAUCGAAGCUAUUUCAAAGUUUUGUGGAAUUGUGGAGAAGAAACCGAAAAAGUUUGUCGAUCGAAAAGCGAAAAGAAAAAUUCAUCGAGUAGAUGAGGAACAACUUCAUGAAUUAUGUGAAGCAUUGCAAAAGGCAUGGUGGAAAUGUUCAAGUAAGAAAUCAUUUUGAACAUGUUUUCAAAACAAUUUUAAUUUGCAGAAUCUUCGGAGAACCCAGAAGCAACAUCCAAACGGCUUGUUGAAUGGAGCCAACGAAAUCGCUUGGAUCUUGAUGAGAAAUUAGAAAAGGAAUUGAAUAGGGUAUAA
This is a messenger RNA of Caenorhabditis angaria, 3808 nucleotides long. Lineage: Eukaryota; Metazoa; Nematoda; Chromadorea; Rhabditida; Rhabditidae. The record is from the annotation of a GenBank genome assembly.